Nematostella vectensis (starlet sea anemone) is the source of this 876-nucleotide messenger RNA. Its product is annotated as 40S ribosomal protein S6. Gene Ontology annotation, molecular function: structural constituent of ribosome. NCBI's taxonomy places the organism in Eukaryota, Metazoa, Cnidaria, Anthozoa, Actiniaria, Edwardsiidae. Bases 109 to 846 code for a protein of 245 amino acids. Gene Ontology annotation, biological process: translation. Gene Ontology annotation, cellular component: ribosome. The record is from RefSeq and is a predicted model, not a curated record. The transcript is spliced from 4 exons.
UUGACAUGCGCGCGCGUGUUACCCAUAAGUCACCGCGGACCUCACCGAUCUCUCUUUCUACUUUUCUUCUUGUAGCAGUGUUUCUUCUCGAACGAGAGAAGGGCUAAAAUGAAGCUUAACAUAUCCUACCCCGUCACGGGGUGUCAGAAGCUGAUUGAAAUUGAAGAUGAGCGUAAGGUACGGAGCUUCUAUGACAAGCGUAUGGCCAUGGAGGUAUCUGGGGAGUGCCUGGGGGAUGAGUGGAAGGGAUACGUCUUCAGGAUCACUGGUGGUAAUGACAAACAGGGAUUUCCCAUGAAGCAGGGGAUCAUGACCAAUGGCCGCGUCCGCCUCCUGCUCUCCAAGGGUCACAGCUGCUACAGGCCACGCCGCACUGGUGAGCGCAAGCGCAAGUCUGUCCGUGGCUGCAUUGUGGAUUCCCAGCUCAGUGUUCUGAGUCUUGUGAUUGUCAAGAAGGGUGAGCAAGACAUCCCUGGCCUGACGGAUAACACCAUCCCACGUCGUCUGGGUCCAAAGAGGGUUGGCAAGAUCAGGAAGAUGUUCAACUUGAGUAAGGAGGAUGACGUGAGACAGUAUGUGAUCAGGAGACCACUUCCUGAGAAGGAGGGUAAGAAGGCAAAGAGCAAAGCUCCCAAGAUACAACGCCUGGUCACACCUGUAGUACUGCAGCGCAAGCGUAAGCGUUUGGCCCUGAAGAGGCAGCGCGCCCAGAAAUGCAAGCAGGAGGCUGCAGACUAUGCCAAGCUGCUUGCCAAACGUGCCAAGGAGGCCAAGGAGAAGAGGCACGAACAGCUCAUGAAGAAACGCAGAGCUUCUAGUCUCCGUGAUUCUGUCAGCGCCAAAUAAACAACUGUAAUAAAUUGAGCUUCAGUGAAA